Morone saxatilis (striped sea-bass) is the source of this 3848-nucleotide messenger RNA. RefSeq names its product collagen alpha-1(XXVIII) chain-like. Gene Ontology annotation, molecular function: serine-type endopeptidase inhibitor activity. NCBI's taxonomy places the organism in Eukaryota, Metazoa, Chordata, Actinopteri, Moronidae. The record is from RefSeq and is a predicted model, not a curated record.
AUGGUCCCCUCAGUGCACUGGCUCCUGCUACUGUGGGGAUUUCAAGGUCUUUUGGCACAGGACUAUGAAGAAGACUAUGAAGAAGAGGUGGUGACCACCAGGAGGAAGAGCAAACAAUUGCCAUCCAAUUCCAUACCACAAAAUGGCAAAUCACUCAUCGAUGAAGACUGCAGUUUGGAGUUGGCUUUUCUGAUCGACAGCUCAGAGAGCGCCAAGGACAACCAUGCCCAGGAGAAGCGAUUUGCCUCAGACGUGAUGGACCGGCUGCAGGGCCUCCGGUUGCAGACCGGUCAGGGGCUCAGCUCCCGUGCAGCCCUCCUGCAGUACAGCAGCCAUGUCAUCAUAGAGCAGACCUUCAAGCAGUGGAGAAGCCCUGCUGACUUCAAGGCCAGAAUCGCUCCCAUCGUGUACAUCGGCCACGGCACUUACACCACCUACGCCAUCACCAACCUCACCCGUAUUUACCUGGAGGAGUCGACUCCCAGCAGCAUCAAGGUCGCAGUUCUGCUGUUUGACGGAAUCUCGCACCCCAGGAACCCAGAUAUAUUUUCAGCUGUGGCUGAUGCCAAGAACCAGGGCGUCCGCUUCUUCACCAUAGGCAUCACACCUGAAGCCAACGAGCCCGCCAAUAUAGCUCAGCUGCGGCUAAUUGCUAGCUCCCCAGCCUCACGCUACCUUCACAACCUGCAGGAUAGAGGCAUUGUGGAAAAAGUCAUCAAGGAGAUUACGGCGCUGGCGGAUGAAGGGUGUCCUCUGGCCAAGAGCAAGUGUGCGUGUGAAAAGGGUGAGAGGGGACCCAGCGGCCCUGCUGGGAAGAAGGGUCGAUCUGGUGAAGAUGGAAGCCCUGGCCCAAAAGGACAGAAGGGCGAGGGUGGGCUGAGUGGACUUCCGGGUCGGGAAGGAUCCGAGGGAAAACCUGGAUACAAAGGAGAGAAGGGAGAGAGAGGGGAGUGUGGCACACCUGGAAUUAAGGGAGACAGAGGGCCUGAAGGUACCGUUGGCCCAAGAGGAAAUCGUGGACUCCAGGGUCUCUCUGGUCCACCUGGCGAUAUCGGACCUGAAGGUUCAAUGGGUAAAAAAGGAGAAAGGGGACUUCCUGGGCCACCUGGAAUCCAAGGGGAAACAGGGAUUGGCCUUCCGGGACCCAAGGGUGAUGUCGGUUUCCAGGGGCAACCAGGGCCUCCCGGUCCUCAGGGAGUUGGCGAGCCUGGACCACCGGGGCCUCAAGGGCCUCAGGGAGGCCAAGGAGAAAGAGGACUUAUAGGAGAAGGUCUGCCUGGUCCAAAGGGAGAGCGAGGCUUGGAGGGGCCACGGGGGCCCAGAGGACAGCCGGGUGCUGGAAUCAAAGGAGACAAGGGGGAUUUUGGCCCUCCAGGUCUUCCAGGGCCCCUCGGUCUCCCAGGAGUUGGCAUACAGGGCGAGAAGGGCAUGGAAGGACCAAGGGGGCCACCAGGGAGCAGGGGCCCACAAGGAGAGGGCAUGCCUGGUUCCAAGGGAGACCAAGGUUUGCCGGGUGAGGUUGGCGCCCCAGGAGAGAGAGGGGCUGGAGACCCUGGAGCUAAGGGUGAGCCAGGAUCGACAGGACUGUCUGGUUUGCCCGGCCUGCCAGGGGAGGACGGGGCUCCUGGACAGAAGGGUGAGCCAGGAGCUAUAGGUCUCAGGGGAACAGAGGGGGCACCUGGAAUUGGCACCCAGGGUGAAAAGGGCGACCAAGGCCAAAGAGGAAUAAGGGGCUUGACUGGUCCACCUGGAAUUGCUGGACCCUCAGGACCAAAGGGAGAACCAGGGGCACAAGGCAGGCUGGGCAUGCCUGGCCCACCAGGCCGUUUUGUCGAAGGUCCCAAGGGUGAUAUUGGCCCAAGUGGUCCUCCUGGUCCAAUUGGGGAGACUGGCUACGGACUUCCUGGUCCAAAGGGUGACCGCGGAGAUCGAGGCUCUGCAGGUCCAUUCGGUCCCAAAGGAGACGGCUAUCCCGGCCCCACGGGUCCUCCUGGUCUGCCUGGACUUCCAGGCGAACCCGGCCUUGAGGGAGUUGGCGUCCCUGGACCUAAGGGGGAUAUUGGUUUCCGUGGGUUGCCUGGUUCACCAGGACCUCCGGGCGAAGGCCUCCAAGGACCUCCGGGUAACAGUGGGCGGCCUGGCCCUCCAGGGCCAACAGGGCCACAAGGUCAAGGAAUUCAAGGACCAAAGGGGGAGCAGGGGUCCCAGGGCGUGACAGGGCCAAGGGGACUACCUGGAGAAGGCUUUCCUGGAGCUAAAGGGGACCGUGGCCUGGGAGGGGAGAGGGGGCUGAAGGGAAUCAAAGGAGAUAUGGGAGACCCUGGACUCUCGGGGCAACCUGGACGACCUGGUGUCAAAGGGGAGGCAGGCCUCACCAGAGAGGACAUCAUUCGAAUGAUCAAAGAGAUAUGUGGAUGUGGGAUUAAGUGUAAGGAGAGGCCUAUGGAGCUGGUGUUUGUCAUUGACAGCUCAGAGAGUGUGGGCCCAGAGAACUAUGAGAUCAUCAAGGACUUUGUAAACGCACUCGUAGAUCGAGUCACAGUGGGCCGCAACGCCACCAGGAUUGGCCUGGUGCUGUACAGCCUGGAGGUGAAGCUGGUGUUCAACUUAGCGCGCUACGUCACCAAACAGGAAAUUAAGCAAGCCAUCAGGAACAUCCCAUACAUGGGAGAGGGCACCUACACCGGCACAGCUAUCCGUAAGGCCACGCAGGAGGCCUUCUACAGUUCACGCCUGGGAGUCAGCAAGGUGGCGAUUGUGAUUACUGACGGGCAGACGGACAAGCGAGAGCCAGUAAAGCUGGAUAUAGCAGUACGAGAAGCACAUGCUGCCAAUAUUGAGAUGUUUGCUCUGGGGAUUGUGAACACCUCCGACCCAACGCAGACUGAGUUCCUGAGAGAGCUGAAUCUGAUCGCCUCUGACCCAGACGCUGAGCACAUGUUCCUCAUUGAUGACUUCAACACCCUGCCAGCUCUGGAAUCCAAGUUGGUCAGCCAGUUCUGCGAGGACGAGAACGGAGCCCUGAUAUAUAACAAGAUAACUAACGGCUACAACGGCUAUGGAACUAACGGCUACAACGGUAACAACGGUAAACAAGCAACCAACGGCAACAGGAAUGGCAACAGCGGGAAAUAUGCCAUCGGUGGCUAUGGGUACCGUCCUGUGACUGAGCAACAAACACACACCGGCACCAACACUGGCACCAGCACUCACAUUGACGGAGGCCGGAUAGAGACCACUCAGCAUGGCAGCAAAGGAUCCAGCACAGCACAUGGAGGAGGAAGGCAGCACGUGUUCACUGACGCAACAAACUGGGGAACCGAGCGCGGGGACACAUUUAACCGCCAAACAGACAUCAGGCCAGACUCCUCCAGCACCCGAGGCUCCUCCUCUUCUUCAUCGUCUUCUUCAACACAUUUAACCAUAUCAACCUCAGGUGUAUCUGUACAACUUGUGCCCACACAAAGGCCAGCUCUUCCUAAAGAGAUUGUACCACUGGAUCCUCGCUGUCUGUUGGUUCUAGACCAGGGCACGUGUCGGGACUAUAACAUCCGCUGGUAUUACGACAAGCAGGCCAACGCCUGCGCCCAGUUCUGGUACGGAGGCUGUAACGGCAACAAGAACCGCUUUGACACAGAAGACGAGUGCAAGAGGACGUGUGUGAUUGCGAGAUCAACAGGUACACUCACAUGAUUCAUCUCUGCCAUAUUGAUGACACUGAUGGCAGUCAGGUUCAUUCUGUCGAACAGCAAAUCUGUCGUUUUCUUUCUUUUUCUCUCCAAUUUCCUCCACCGAAAUGGCCGUUACAAUUUGAUUGCUUCCAAAUGUUGAGUAUGAGUAUUGACUUU